GCGGGCGGGGCGGAGGCGCAGCAUGAGCGGGCGCCCCCCCGCGGCCGCCGGCGCAGCGCCCCCGCGCCAUGGAGGGAUUCCCCGCCCGCGGGUACGGCACCGGCGGCGCGGACAACCGGCCGCUCUUCGGGGAGACCUCGGCCAGGGACAGAAUCAUCAAUCUAGUUGUUGGUGGCUUAACAACCUUGCUGCUUGUAGUCACUCUAAUCAGUGCUUUUGUCUUCCCACAACUACCUCCAAAACCUGUGAAUGUAUUUUUUGCUUUCUGCAUCUCCUUGUGUUGCAUUUCUGCUGGCAUUCUUAUCUACUGGUAUCGACAAGGAGACCUGGAACCCAAAUUUAGAAAUCUAAUUUACUACAUAUUGUUUUCUAUUGUCAUGUUAUGUAUAUGUGCCAACCUGUACUUCCAUGAAGUGGGUAAAUGAAGGACAUUGGGAAUACCCAGCAAUGAUGCUGCUGUGUCAGACUGCUUCCAGCUCAGCUCUCAGCUCUACUCGAGAUAUUGAAGUGAGAACCAUCAGCCUGAGAGAAAAGAAGUGGGUUGUGCAAGGAUCAAUCAGUACAUGAUUUUCAUGUAAAUGUAUAUGUAAUGUCCCUCUUGUUGGGGAGAAUUAUUGCCAUAAGACGUGACAUUCUGCUUUUUUUUGAAGAGCUACUGUUGCGCUUAAUGAACAUUCCAGUUGUACUGAUGUUUCAGAAUGGCACAAGCUUUUUCAUUUUGGAAAAAAAUGCACUUUUUUUUAUUACUGUACAAAUAAACUGCAGCACUGAAAGGAUCUGUGGUAGUAUAAAUAAAUGGCAUCUUACAGUCAAGUAAGACAAAUACUCUUUAUUUUGUUGAAACUGAAUAUACAAUUAUUUCUGUUCCCUAGGCAACCAUUUAAAACUACAACUUAUUUUUCACAUUAACAAAACCACAGACUGAAAAAGACCAACUCUUGAUUAUGAAGAGCUAAUUACAGAAAUAAAUAAAAUAAUUUAUACAA
This is a messenger RNA of Haemorhous mexicanus (house finch), 986 nucleotides long. RefSeq names its product transmembrane protein 243 (gene TMEM243). The transcript is spliced from 4 exons. NCBI's taxonomy places the organism in Eukaryota, Metazoa, Chordata, Aves, Passeriformes, Fringillidae. The record is from RefSeq and is a predicted model, not a curated record. Bases 69 to 425 code for a protein of 118 amino acids.